AUGGGCGAAUUCGACGUCGAAAGAGUCUUGGUGGAUACUGGAAGUACCGUAAAUGUUCUGUUCUGGCAAACAUUAGAGAAGAUGGGCAUCACACCCGAGCAGGUGAAACCUGAGACCCGAAUGUUGACUGGCUACGACGGGAUCGUUAAAAUGUCGAUGGGCAAUGUAAAACUGCAAGUGUGUGCUGGAGGAGUGACCCGGAAAACUAAAUUCGUGGUCGUCGAUGCACCCCCAAUUUACAACGCCAUUCUGGGGUCACCAUGGAUAUACGCGAUGCAAGCCGUACCAUCAACCUACCAUCUCUGCCUUAAAUUCCCUAGCCAAACAGAAAUCUGUAUGCUCUAUAGCGAUCAAAGGAUGGCCCGAACUUGUUCCAUCAUCGAAAAGAAGCAAAGGAAAAAUCAGGACGCAUAG
Molecule: messenger RNA, 414 nt
Organism: Camelina sativa (false flax)
Lineage: Eukaryota; Viridiplantae; Streptophyta; Magnoliopsida; Brassicales; Brassicaceae
Source: RefSeq, a predicted model, not a curated record